Monascus purpureus is the source of this 1540-nucleotide messenger RNA. The record is from the annotation of a GenBank genome assembly. Lineage: Eukaryota; Fungi; Ascomycota; Eurotiomycetes; Eurotiales; Aspergillaceae.
UAUAUAUCCCAAUUGAUCCUGCGACACGACUGUGUUCAAUCUGCCCGUUAUGCCGCCGAUGCUCUUCUGGUACGAAUAUCUUUCGCUCUUUGGUUCCCUAGUCUUCGUUGUGCUGGAACGCGUCGUUGAGUUUAUCACCUCUUGCCUGCCGGAGUCGAUAAUAAAUGUCUGUUACAACCAAUCCAAGGCGCUGUUCAACUUCUUGUUACCCGGCGAAAGACAGGAUAAGCGUGAUAAACGAACAGGGUUCGCCUCGUCAAUAGCUGAAGCAUCGGACUUCACAGAUAUAUGUGCAUUGUUUGGCUAUGCAACUGAGGAACACAUUGUCCAAACCAGCGACGGUUACCUCCUGGGCCUCCACCGUCUGCCCUCUCGGAAAGGGGAAGAGCAUUUGCUGGUAAACCAGGGCGAGGGAAGCAUCAGGAAGAAAGUCGUUUACCUCCACCAUGGCCUGCUCAUGAGCAGUGAGGUGUGGGUGUGUAUGACGGACGAGCGACGAUGCUUGCCCUUCCAACUCGUUGAGAAAGGGUACGACGUGUGGCUGGGGAAUAAUCGGGGCAAUAAAUACUCGAAGAAGUCCGUCAAACAUUCUCCGGUGACCAAUGAGUUUUGGAGCUUUUCGAUCGAUGAGUUUGCUCUUUACGAUAUCCCAGACAGCAUAGAGUAUAUCCUGGAGGUGACGGGUGAGCCUUCUCUGUCGUAUAUUGGGUUUUCCCAAGGCACCGCUCAGGCGUUUGCAACUCUCUCGAUCCACCCGUAUCUGAAUCAGAAGGUCGAUGUUUUCGUGGCUCUUGCGCCUGCAAUGGCUCCUACGAGUCUCUCGAAUCCCACCGUGGAUUCUCUGAUGAAAGCGUCUCCCAACUUCCUGUUUCUCCUCUUUGGCCGACGGACCAUUCUCGGCUCCACUGUCAUGUGGCAGUCUCUUCUCUACCCGCCUAUCUACGCUCGCAUAAUCGAUACAGCAUUGUCUAUUCUCUUCAACUGGAAGUGCGAGAACAUUAGCCACUUUCAGAAGCUUGCGGCAUAUCCGCACUUGUAUUCAUUCACUAGCACUAAGUCGGUCGUCCAUUGGUUUCAAAUUAUCCGAAACAAGAACUUCCAGUUUUUCGAUGACGAGAUCCACGUGCCUUUGCCCUUUGGUAUUGGAGCGAGCGAGCGUUUCUACAAGCCUGCCAAAUACCCAACCAGAAACAUCAGGACGCCAAUCGUCCUCAUCUAUGGUGGCAGCGAUAGUCUUGUCAGCAUCGAUGUCAUGUUGGAACGACUCCCUCGAGGUACUGUGGCCAAAUGUAUUCCAAAGUAUGAGCACCUUGACUUCCUAUGGGCGACUGAUGUGGACGAACUCGUGUUUGGGCAUAUUUUCGAAGCCCUCGAACAUUACGACCAUAGCGCAGUUAUGAAGAGUCGAAAUGGGACUGCGUCUAGUUCCGAGAUCAGCGUGGAAGGUACGGAUCUCGAAUAUGGAGCGCGGGGACAAGCCAACGGUUCGAUUCCUAGAUCAUUAUGGAAACGCAAAUAUCAAGGACCUAUUCACUGUUAA